Molecule: messenger RNA, 164 nt
Organism: Caenorhabditis elegans
Lineage: Eukaryota; Metazoa; Nematoda; Chromadorea; Rhabditida; Rhabditidae
Source: the annotation of a RefSeq genome assembly
AGACUUUCCGUCCGCAAAGUGUGCCGUAAACUGCGCGAUGCCAUCGAUUUCACUGAUCCAGGCUUCAAGACCGUCGAGGUUCACAUCACUGAUGAUCUGUGCUUGCUUUGGGCGAAUAGUCAGUUUUCAUUUUACAGUAUGACUGUCUCCGGAGGCAUUAUUUU